Messenger RNA from Pichia kudriavzevii, 2811 nucleotides. RefSeq lists its product as uncharacterized. The record is from RefSeq and is a predicted model, not a curated record. Gene Ontology annotation, biological process: carbohydrate metabolic process; N-glycan processing. Gene Ontology annotation, cellular component: glucosidase II complex. Lineage: Eukaryota; Fungi; Ascomycota; Pichiomycetes; Pichiales; Pichiaceae. Gene Ontology annotation, molecular function: carbohydrate binding; alpha-glucosidase activity. The transcript has a single exon. Bases 1 to 2811 code for a protein of 936 amino acids.
AUGACCAACAUUUCAACGUUCCUUGUGUUCUUACUAGUAUGGGUCUAUCCAGCUUUUUCAGUGAAGGAAUACCUAUUCAAAAAAUGCGAACAGAAUGGGUUUUGUCACAGAAAUAGACAUUUUGCAACUACAAUAUCCGCAUUUCUACCCAAUUAUGAGCCAAGAUAUUCUAUUGACAGGUCAUCCUUGACAAUUGAUGAAUCCAAUGGUGUGUUUCAGGGGAAGGUUUUAAAACAACUGAAUGAUGGCUCGUAUAAAGAGCUGGCUUUUGAUAUAUCGGUUAUUCAAGAUUAUAAUCUAAGGUUUAAAUUGGAUGAACUGUAUCGGGAAAAAUUGGUCGAAAACACAAAGGUUAACCCUAAAAGAUACGCUGAAGCUUCAAAAUGGGCAUUCUCUAAUAACGCAAUCCAGAAAUCUUUUAAGCACCAAAGCUUCAAUGAUGAAAUCGUCCUACAAUAUGGUAAUGAAAUGGAAUAUAAAGCCAUUGUUCAGGUAUAUCCAUUUAGGAUCAGCUUAUAUUAUUUUGAAGUAUUGCAAAUAGUUAUGAAUGAUAGGGAUUUUCUAAACUUGGAGCACUACCGAAAAAAAGAAAGUGACGAAAAAAUCAAUGUUUUGCCCGAAGAAUCCACAUACAAUGCAUUUUUCGACCAGUUCAAAGACUCUAGAGAUGAUACGUUGCCAUUAGGCCCGGAGUCAGUUGCUCUGGAUUUUACUUUUGUUAACUAUACAACUGUUUAUGGUAUCCCCGAACAUGCUGAUUCGCUGUCUUUAAAAGACACUAGUGAUACCGAACCUUACAGGCUGUAUAACGUUGAUAUCUUUGAGUAUGAAACUCAGAGUAAGUUACCCAUGUAUGGCUCGAUACCAUUCAUGGUAGCAGUCAAUCCGGGUACCUCUGCUGCUAUAUUUUGGGUUAAUUCUGCAGAUACCUACAUUGAUAUUAAGAAAAAUGUUCACAAUGAAGAAGAUCAAGAUGAUAAGUUAAUUGUCCCAAACAGUAAAGCCAGUAAUGUCCAAACACAUUGGAUGUCUGAAAAUGGUAUUAUUGACGUCGUUUUAAUGGUUAAAACAACUCCUGGAGCAAUUUCCCAGGCAUAUCAUGAAAUUACAGGCUUCUCCAAACUUCCAAAUAUUUUUUCACUGGGAUAUCAUCAAUGUCGAUGGAAUUACAACGAUGAGUCGGAUGUUUUGAAUGUUCAUUACAACUUUGACAAGCACGAAAUUCCAUAUGAUGCCAUUUGGCUUGAUAUUGAAUAUACUGAUAGUAAAAAAUAUUUCACUUGGAAUAAAGGCUUAUUCCCGGAUCCCGAUAGAAUGAUGGGUAAACUUGCAGAAACUAGGCGUCAAUUGGUUGUUAUCGUAGACCCACAUAUAAAGACGCAUUAUGAUAUCUCGGAUGAAAUCCAAACUACAAAGAUUGGUAUUAUGGAUCAUAAUCUGGAACAAACAUAUCAUGGGCAUUGUUGGCCUGGUGAGUCUGUAUGGAUCGAUUCUACGAAUCCAAAUGCACAGACAUUUUGGUCCGAACAGUUUAAGAACGGAUCAGAACUGUUAGGACUGUCCACCAAUGGACACCUUUGGAAUGAUAUGAACGAACCAUCGAUAUUUAAUGGCCCUGAAACUAGUGCUCCAAAAAAUCUGAUUCACUAUGACAACUUUGAGCACAGAUCUAUACACAAUCUCUAUGGCUUGACAUUUCAUGAACUUACAUAUCAGGCAUUAAUCGAUAGAAAUCCAAAUCAGAGACCAUUUAUUUUGACGAGAGCAUUCUUCCCUGGUUCUCAGAGAACUGCUGCUAUGUGGACAGGAGAUAACAUGGCCGAAUGGAAGUACCUAAAAGAGUCUAUACCUAUGGUUCUAACAAUGAAUGUUGCUGGUUUCCCUUUUGCCGGCGCAGACGUUGGUGGGUUUUUUGGUAAUCCUUCUAAAGAACUACUUGUGAGAUGGUACCAAGCUGGCAUUUGGUAUCCUUUCUUCAGGGCACAUGCACAUAUUGAUUCCAGACGUCGUGAGCCAUGGGUUGCCGGAGGGGAGUAUACUGACACCAUUCGGGAUGCAGUGCGAUUGAGAUAUAGAUUACUACCAGAAUGGUAUACUUUAUUUUGGAAGAAUAGUAUUACAGGUGAUCCGAUUAUAAAGCCAUUAUCUUGGGUCGUCCCGUCGGAUGAAAAGGGGUAUCAUAUAGACAACGAAUUUUAUAUGGGUGGAUUGCUAGUUCGGCCUGUGGUAGAAGAAGAUGCGAACCAAGUUGGAGUAUAUUUUCCAUGUGAUAAUGAAACGUAUUACAAUUUCCUGGAUUUAUCAGAAAAGCAUACCUCUUGUCAGUAUAAAAACAUAGACACCCCUUUUGACGCAAUACCAAUGUUCUUGCGAGGCGGAAGUGUAUUGGCCAUGAAAGAGAGAUAUAGGAGAUCUGCCCAACUAAUGAAGUUUGAUCCAUAUACUCUCUAUGUAACAAUUGGUUCCGACGGUAGUUCAAAUGGUGAGAUAUAUACCGACGAUGGUGAAACUUUCAAUUACGAAUUCGGUGAUUUCCUCCAUGUGAAAAUAGCAGCACAUAAAGAUAACAGAACAAUCAAUGGUAGAGUAAUACACGUUGGUGAAGGACCUUAUAUCGAGGCUUUGAAGAGGAACCAGGUGAAGAUUAAUAAAAUCGUCCUUCUUGGUUACGAUGAGCAUAGUGGCCAUGUUGACGUCAUCCAAAAUGGGAAGAGAUGGACCGCUGACGUUAUAGAGGACGAUGCUAGAAGUUUCUUGACAAUUAGGAAUCCGGGGGUGGUGAUCACUGCCGAUUGGGAAGUAUCUUAUUAG